Messenger RNA from Trypanosoma brucei brucei TREU927, 1518 nucleotides. RefSeq names its product t-complex protein 1 subunit alpha. Gene Ontology annotation, cellular component: chaperonin-containing T-complex. Gene Ontology annotation, biological process: protein folding. The record is from RefSeq and is a predicted model, not a curated record. The transcript has a single exon. Gene Ontology annotation, molecular function: ATP hydrolysis activity; ATP binding; ATP-dependent protein folding chaperone. The coding region runs from base 1 to 1518 and encodes 505 amino acids. Lineage: Eukaryota; Euglenozoa; Kinetoplastea; Trypanosomatida; Trypanosomatidae.
AUGCUUGUGGAUGAUGUUGGCGACGUGUGUGUUACAAAUGACGGAGCCACAAUACUGAAAAGCUUAGACGUUGAGCACCCCGCCGCCCGCCUGCUCGUGGAUCUCGCGCAGUUGCAGGACAAAGAGGUCGGUGACGGUACCACUUCUGUUGUUAUCCUCGCCGCCGAGUUGCUUAAGCGGGCUCAGGACCUCAUUGUUCAGGGUAUCCACGCCACCAGCAUUAUUGCAGGUUAUAAGUUGGCUCUUCGUGAGGCCUUGCGGUACUUGAAGGAUAGCUUAAGUGUCUCUGUGAAUGCGCUUGGCAAGGAAGUGCUGCUGAACAUCGCCCGCACAUCCAUGAGCAGUAAGAUCCUCAGCGCCGAUGCCGAGCUCUUCGCGAAAAUUGUGGUGGAUGCUAUUCAGUCCGUGAAGACUGUGAAUGACUUGGGGGAUGUUGUGUACCCGCGGAAGGCUGUGAGCAUCUUGCUUCAGCACGGCAAGAGUUCGCGUGAAUCGAUGCUCCUGCAAGGCUUCGCGUUGGGUCUCUCCCGCGCCGCACAAGGGAUGCCGACAUCGGUUCAGAAUGCCAAGAUUGCACUCAUUGACUUCGACUUACGCGCUGUGAAGAUGAAGUUAAGUAUGAAUAUCACCAUUACAGACCCCACGAAGGCUGAGGCCAUCCGUCAGCGGGAGCUCGACAUCACGAAGGAGCGCAUAAAGAAGAUGAUCGCCGCCGGUGCAAACGUCAUUCUUACCUCGUGGGGUAUUGAAGACAGCAUGAUGAAGUACAUGGUGGAUGAAGGUAUUCUCGGUGUGCGUCGUGUUAAGAAGGAGGAUAUGCGCCGCAUUGCAAAGGCUACCGGUGCGCAGAUCGUGCACACGAUGUCCGACCUCGAAGGUGAGGAAGUAUUCGAAUCCAAGUGGCUCGGCCAAGCGGACCGCGUAUAUGAGGAACGCUUCGGUGAGGAUGAUGUUAUCAUCAUCUCCGGUACGAGCAACUCCGUUUGCGCAACCAUAGUAUGCCGUGGUGCAAACUACUUUGUCCUUGAAGAGAUGGAGCGCGCUUUGAAUGACGCCCUUUGGGCAGUUGCCCGGACUCUAGAGGCGAGUCUGGUGGUGGCUGGCGGUGGGGCGGUAGAGGCGGCGCUGUCUGUCUAUCUGGAGAACUUUGCCUUUACACUCGGCUCAAGGGAACAACUGGCAGUAGCAGCCUUUGCAGAGGCGCUGUUGGUUAUUCCCAAGACAUUAGCCCUCAACGCUGCAAUGGACGCUACAGAGUUGGUGUCACGGCUGCGUGUCAUUCACAAUGAGGCUCAGAGGGAGGGGGCGAAAGGUGGCAAUGCGGGGAGCGCUUCCCGCUUCUGCGGUCUUGACCUCGUUGAAGGGACGGCUCGCAAUAACGUCGAGGCCGGCGUGCUCGAGCCACAACCCAGCAAAGUGAAGUCAUUGCAGUUCGCCACGGAGGCAGCCAUCACCAUCAUUCGCAUUGAUGACUGUGUUCGCCUUAACCCUGAGGAAGAGGAGGAGGGACGCCGUUAA